CGCUACUAUUUUUGUACCCGCACAGCGCCGUAGGUCAGAGCUCAUCAGCGACCUUACGGACAAGGAUGUUUCUGAAAUGUCAUAAAAAAAUAUAUAUUUUUCCUUGUGCAAUAUAUUGCUAUUAUCGCUUCUGAGGGUGGAUGUCUGUGGGAUCAUUAUGCCAUGUGGCUAGGCUACGCCAUCUCUCCCUAGCCCUCCAUAGGCAGUUCCUCAGAGCUCGGCAUCUGCACAACGCUUAUGGAGAACCUGAAACGGAGGGACUCGAUGAGGAGGACGGGGGGGAAGGGGUACAUCCCGGGGGCUACAGGUUACAGUACAACCCCUCCUCUUACUAUCGGCCCCAGCAUGACCCUGGAGCCUCCCUGAGCAGGUUGGAGAUGGAGGAGCAGUGUCAGUCCACCGUCACCUCUGCAUUCAGGCAGCAGAGUAACCGCUACAGUGUCAGCUCCUCACGCCGCCUAUCCAGCACCAAGAACACUCUGCUGGACCUGGCCUUCAACAGAGGCACUGGGGCUAAGGCAGAAAGGGCACCCCCCUACCGCACAGAAUCCCUAACCCCAGACGUCAAAGGCGACCCCCGUGCCUUCCAGACAUGCCGCCCAGAGUACUCAGCCAUGACCCUUGACCUGUCCCAGCGGCCUGCCCCAGUCCAUUCCAAGCAGGCCUUUUUCCUGCUGCACAAAGUAACCAUCCUGAAGGGCAGCAUGGAGCCUGUGGACGUAACCGGGUUCCUCACCAAGCUUAGCCACCUGCACCCUGACCAGACACCUUUAGUGAGGGGUGACACGCGUUUCAUCAUGCUGCUCCGCUACUCAGUGGAAAACCUGAGUCACUUCAGCCACUCCCAGCUACUGAAGGUGCUGAGGUCUUUUGUUUGGCUGGGCUUGCCCCCCACUCACAGCAUGCUGGGGCUGUAUGAGGCUGAGCUGGGCCGCAGGGCCGGGGAGAUGGGCCUCCACCAGCUGCUGUUGGCCGCAGACCUGUGGCGCUGCCUGGGGAGGUCUGUGCCUCAGUACCUGCAGUGCCUGUAUGACUGCGCUAGCCUGCACUUAGGCCAGGUAGGUGUCCCUGAGAUAGUCCAGCUUCUGUAUGUGAUGGGGGAGGGCAGGCACUGCCCCAAAGAGCUAGUUCACCCCUUAGAGCAGAUACUGAUGCGUCACCUGGACCAGCUGGAGCCAGAGGAGGUAGGUGCUGUGUGCCUGGGCCUGUUCAAGUCCCAGACAGCGCUCUCGGAAGGAUCGGUGAACCGGCUGGUGGACAGGGCCCACUCGGUUGUGUAUGAGAUGAGUGACUUUGCCAUGGUGAAUGUGAUGAAGCUGCUGCGUUUUAGCUACCUGGACCAUCGGGCUUGGCUUGAGGUCAUGGCUCAUGAGGUGCCUCGCCGUGCCCCCAGCAUGGGCGUCCAGGGUCUGAUGCAUGUGGCACUGGCCUGCUCGUCCCUGCAUUACCGCAACGAACGCAUCCUCCUGGCUGUUGCUGAGCGCCUGCCGUCGUUAGCGCCACACUGUCGGAGCAAAGACUCGGGCAAGCUGAUAUGGGCCUUUGGGACCCUGGGUGUCUUGCCCAGCCAGUGCCCUAACUUCUACCCCAGCCUCAUUGAGGCCCUCCGGCAGAGAGAGGAUGAGUUCCAGCGCUAUCCUGAGCACCUCCUAACCGGCCUCCUCGGCCUGGCAUUUAUCUGUCAGCUCCCUGAGGACCUUGUGGCGUUAGCUUUGAGCCCCGAGUUUGUUACCCUAGCCACCAGGUCCAAACAGCUGGAUCUGAAGAAAGACUUGUUCACUCUGGAUGGGACGGUGGCGUUGGAGCUGCCUCACUGGACUGGCCCGCGGCUGAGUAGAGAGCUGCGGGAGGAGACAACGGAGAUUCUGUGGCGCUUUGCCCAGAAGGACGUGUGUCAGAAGGUUGAGGUCCUGGAGGCAGAGGCCGUGCUACGGGACCUUUUGGGUGGAGAGGAGUUUGUGAGCAAACGAAUGAUCCUGCCUCACACCCGCUCCAUCGACCUGGAGGUGCAUUUGAACCCUGUCGGACAGCCGCUACCUGUGACCUCAGUGCAGACAUACCCAAUUACCUCCCAGGAUUGGACAAUUUCUUCUGGCUCUUCUACUCAGGGCUGGGAGAAGAUCAACACAGGAGUCACUCUCACCGAGGACCUUUUGACUCAACUUACCAAUGGCAGAAAGACCCCCCUUCCCCCGACCAAAGCUUCUCAGCUGCCCCUCCUCCGAAGGACAGAGCCGGAUGAGGGAGGGGGGCUGUUCAGUGUGGGAGUCGACCUGACGGACGGGCUUGUGGGGACUCUGACCAAACGUAACAACCCAGGCCCACUUCCCAGGGACUCCCACAAAGCCUUCAUAGCCCCCAUCAGACUGGCCAUCCAGGUGACAAACAGGAACCACUACUGCUACCGCUCUCCACAGCUGCUGGGGCUGCACGCCAUGAAAAGGAGGCAGCUGAAGCUGACUGGAUAUCGAGUGGUGGAGCUGCCUCACCGUGAGUGGUUCCCUCUGCUGAGGCGAACCCACGCUGAGAAACUGGCCUAUAUGCACUGCAAGGUUUACGGCACCCUUGACUGACGUGUUCACAUGUUGAAGGGCUAGGUGGAGAUUAACAUUUUAGCUAACACCUAUCCAGUGCUUUUUAGAUCUCUGAACACUGAAGUGGUAGAGGCUAGGAACCAAAAUGAAACCAGGCCCAAGGCUUGCCAGGACAGUGUUUGUUUUUGUAGUAAGCUUAUGGGCAAUCCUUGUUGAGAGGCUGUUGAAUAUAAUGUCAGCUCUGGGAUUCGAUCCAGCAACCUUUCGGUUACUGGCCCAACACUCUAACCACGAGGCUGCCUGCCACCCCUGAUCAGUGUGAGAGGUGUCAAAAAUAAAUGUUAUGACUGCAAGACAUCACAGCAGCCAAACAUCACUUCAGCAUGUUCUUCAUGUGUGGGUUGGGACAUUUUUUGUUGCUAGGCCUAAGCUAAAUGGUAAAAGAGGAUCUAUUAAGCAAACGUAAUGUAUGAAUACUUUGAAUGUACAGUACAUAUCACUUCCCCACUGUUGACAUGUUUGCAGUAUUCCAUUAAAUGUCUGAUGGUCCAUUUAAAAAACGCUUCAGAGAACUCAUUUUAGUAUCUUCUGUGUCAUAACUCGGGGUUUUAGGCGACAUACAGUACCUUCGGGAAGUAUUCAGACCCCAGCUUUAUUCUAAAAUUGAUUAAAUUGUUUUUCCCCCCUCAUUAAUCUACAAACAAUAGCCCAUUUCUAAAAAGUGUUUUAUUAAAAGUAAAAAACAAAACAUAUUACAUUUACAGAAGUAUUAAGACCCUAUACUCAGUACUUUGUUUGAUUGGGUUCAAGUCUGGUUUCUGGCUGGGUCACUCAAAGACAUUCAAAGACUUGUCCCUAAGCUACCCCUGCAUUGUCUUGGCUGUGUGCUUCAGGUCGCUGUCCUGUUGGAAGAUGAACCUUCGCCCCAGUCUGAAGUUUAGCGCACUCUGGAGCAGGUUCAUCAAGGACCUUUCUGUACUUUGCUCCGUUCAUCUUUGCCUCGAUUCUGACUAGUCUCCCAGUCACUGUCGCUGAAAAACAACCGUCACCACCAUGCUUCGCCGUAGGGAUGGUGCCAGGUUUCCUCCAGACGUGACACUUUGCAUUCAGGCCAAAUAGUUCAAUCUUGAUUUCAUCAGACUAAGAGAUUACUUUUUCUAAUGGUCAAAGUCCUUUUUUAGGUGCCUUUUGGCAAACUCCAAGCGGGCUUUUGUGUAUUUCACUGAAGAGUGGCUUCUGUCUGUCCACUCUACCAUAAAGGCCUGAUAUGUGGAGUGCUGCAGAGCUGGUUGCCUCCACAGAUGAGCUUUGUCAGUGACCAUCAAAGACCAUCUAAAACACCUUUGACAAAGUGUUUUAGACUCUUGGUCACCUCCCUGACCAAGGCCCUUCUACCCCAAUUGAUCAGUUUGGACCGGGUGGCCAGCUCUAGGAAGAGUCUUGGUGCUUCCAAACUUCUUCCAUUUAAGAAUUAUGGAUGACACUUUGUUCUUGUGGACCUUCGAUGCUGCAGACAUUUUUUGGUACCCUUUCCCAGAUCUGUGCCUCGACACAAUCCUGUCUCGGACGGACAAUUCCUUCAACCUCAUUGCUUGGUUUUUGCUCUGACAUGCACUGUCAACUGUGGGACCUUAUAUAGACAGGUGUGUGCCUUUCCAAAUAAUGUCCAAUCAAUUGAAUUGACCACAGGUGGCCUCCAAGUAAAAACAUCUCAAGGUUGAUCAAUGGAAACCGGCUGCACCUGAGCUCUAUUUCGAGUCUCAUAGCAAAGGGUCUGAAUACUUUUUUUGUUUGUAUAAAUUUGCAAACAUUUCUGAAAACCCCAUAAUGACAAAGCAAAAACAGGUUUUGUGUGUAGAUUGCUGAGAAUUUUAAAAAAAAAUCCAUUUUAGAAUAAGGCUGAAACAUAACAAUGUGGGGGGUCAAGGGGUCUGAUAACUUUCCGAAGGCACUGUAGCCUAUCAUUAGACUUUUUCCCCCUCGAUUUUAUGGGUUUUAAAUAUUGCGAUAUUUAACGGCUUAUAACCUUACGUUUUGUGCUAUUUACCCCCAGUCCAGCUGUCUAUACAGUAUAGAUAUCUGAUUCAUGUCUAGCACAUAUGUGAUUUGGCCUAAAAUGUUCUAUUAUAAUUUGCCAACCCCUAAAUCCAGCAGUUUUUUUUCUCCCAGCUAUGUAUUUCUGCUUCACUAUGCACAUGCAUUCAUGUAUUUCAUUUAAUUAAUAAAAGUUAUGAGGUUUUCAUGUUAUUGAGUGGAGGCACAUAUGUGAAGGGUUUAAAUUACCAUUCAUUAAUGUUAAUCAGGAAUUCAAAGUAGGAUCUUAAAUCUAAAGCCCAUGUGCCCUUUUUGUACGUGCAGGAAAUUAAAAUAUUAUUGAUUGACUG
Molecule: messenger RNA, 4918 nt
Organism: Oncorhynchus masou masou (cherry salmon)
Lineage: Eukaryota; Metazoa; Chordata; Actinopteri; Salmoniformes; Salmonidae
Gene: fastkd5
Product: FAST kinase domain-containing protein 5, mitochondrial
Exons: 2
Coding region: 141-2573 (810 amino acids)
Biological process (GO): regulation of mitochondrial mRNA stability; mitochondrial RNA processing
Cellular component (GO): mitochondrial matrix; ribonucleoprotein granule
Molecular function (GO): RNA binding
Source: RefSeq, a predicted model, not a curated record